Messenger RNA from Cylicocyclus nassatus, 735 nucleotides. The record is from the annotation of a GenBank genome assembly. NCBI's taxonomy places the organism in Eukaryota, Metazoa, Nematoda, Chromadorea, Rhabditida, Strongylidae.
CCGAUUAAUCAUUUCGUGAUUAAGCCGUCAGGAAUUUUUUUAUUUGCAGAAUGAACGCCCUCUACUUGGCGCUGGUCAUUUUUGAAAUUAUCCUCUAUCGUGAUGUAGAUGCUCAACGAAGUAAAGAAGCCGCUCAUCGUCCCGCUCCUCCUCCAUUCCUUCGAACUGUCAAUGCCAAGGGCAAAAGGGAAUAUUAUGAAAUUCUAAAGAAGAAGGAUGAGACGAUUGCUGCACAGAAAGAAGAAAUUCUUCGAUGGGCCGAAACUUAUGGCGUCGAGGACCAAGUGAGAUCAUUCGAGGCCAAUAUUACAAAACACAAAGAAGAAGUGCAAUCUAAAGUUACUGAACUAUUAGAUAGGCUGCCAGUUCUCUAUAAAGAGAUUCUUGCGGUCUACAACAAUGAGGAUCAAACCGCAGCUGAAAAGAAAGAGGAAUUGGACAAAAUCAGACUUGCGAAUCAGAAGGAAUAUAAUGUCAUACUAUUUGCCACAUCACAAUUCCGGCCAAAACGAAGCGGACCAGUGAGACAAGCGCAGCGGGGGCGACGCGAUACGAUCGAGAAGAGAAGUCAGGACUUCAUCGAUCGGUUGGAUUGAAUUAACGAACGUCAUCCAUAAAUAAUAUUCACUCUUUGAUUUGAAGAUUUCUUCCGCUUAAUUUUUAUUGUCGACUAAAUGUGACAAUAAAGUCCUUUGUAUCAGCCUCAACUUAUUGUUUACAUUCCAUAAUGUCCAC